GGCCAGCUCCGGCAGCAUCCGCAGCGCCCACAGCCGCUCCCCGUCCCUGCAACGCGUGCAGGAGGAGAAGGAGGUCGACCUGCCCACGCUCCGGAGGAGCAGCCGCGGCAAGGCCAGUGCUGAGCAUUGGCGAAGGUGGCUUUUGGGAAGGAACUGUGAAAGGAAGGACCGGCUGGUUCCCAGCAGAAUGCGUCGAGGAGGUGCAGAUGCGGCAGUACGACCCGCGGCAAGAAACCAGAGAAGACAGGACGAAGCGUCUCUUCCGGCAUUAUACUGUGGGCUCUUACGACAAUUUCACCUCUCACAGCUGAAACCCCGAUCGAGGAGUUCACGCCGACGCCAGCCUUCCCCGCGCUGCAGUACCUGGAAUCCGUGGACGUGGAAGGCGUCGCGUGGCGAGCGGGGCUGCGCACCGGAGACUUCCUGAUCGAGGUGAACGGCGUCAACGUGGUGAAGGUGGGGCACAAGCAGGUGGUGU
This is a messenger RNA of Numida meleagris (helmeted guineafowl), 478 nucleotides long. RefSeq names its product SH3 and multiple ankyrin repeat domains protein 3-like. Gene Ontology annotation, molecular function: synaptic receptor adaptor activity; ionotropic glutamate receptor binding. Lineage: Eukaryota; Metazoa; Chordata; Aves; Galliformes; Numididae. Gene Ontology annotation, cellular component: dendritic spine; postsynaptic density; postsynaptic membrane. The record is from RefSeq and is a predicted model, not a curated record.